This is a messenger RNA of Carassius auratus (goldfish), 5350 nucleotides long. RefSeq names its product immunoglobulin-like domain-containing receptor 2. The transcript is spliced from 10 exons. Lineage: Eukaryota; Metazoa; Chordata; Actinopteri; Cypriniformes; Cyprinidae. Gene Ontology annotation, cellular component: membrane. Gene Ontology annotation, biological process: pancreas development. Bases 133 to 2157 code for a protein of 674 amino acids. The record is from RefSeq and is a predicted model, not a curated record.
GUGACCGCGCUGAGGGCGGCGCGCGCCUCCUUUUCUUCAGACCCGUUACUCACGAGACGCAGAACAAGCGGAUAGAACAGAAAAGAAAAAAAAAAACAAGAAAAGCAAGAAAAACACGGCAGAGAUUUUGCGAUGGUUCACAAAACGGAGCGGUUUAAAGUAAUUUCUCUCAUCAGAUGCUGGAUUUCACUCAUGACAUUCACAGCGGUGUCAUGGUGUGAGGCCGUGCAGGUCUCAGUUCGUGAUGAGCGCCGCUUUGCGAUGCUUUUCCAGUCAGUGGUUCUGCCAUGUCAUUACACCAGCAUCUCUUCUCAGACUCCAGUCAUCCAGUGGUGGUACAAGUCAUACUGCCGUGAUCGCAGCCGCGAUGCCUUCCGCUUCCCUGACACGCUGGCUGUCCACGGCUCUGAGCUCGGCUCUUCUGUUCACCUGGACUGUGGGGACAGCGGGCGGACAGUGCGCAUUGUGGCAUCUGGACAGGGAUCGUCCAUCACCCUCGCUGAAUAUUACAAGGGCCGUGACAUUUCCCUCAUCAACAAGGCUGACCUGCGCAUAGGUGAGCUGCAGUGGGGUGACAGUGGUGUUUACUACUGUAAGGUGGUGAUUUCUGAUGAUCUGGAGGGACAGAAUGAAGCACAUGUGGAGCUUCUUGUGUUGGGUCAGACAGGUUUUGCCGAUGAUCUUCUGCCUGGAAUUAAUGUGGAGAUUGUUCCAGAGUGGGUGUUUGUGGGCACCGUGGUCAUGGGCAGUAUCCUUGUCAUUCUGCUGGUGGGUGUUUGCUGGUGUCAGUGUUGCCCUCAUUCAUGCUGCUGUUACGUGAGAUGCUGCUGCUGCCCAGAUACCUGCUGCUGUCCUCGACACCUAUAUGAAGCAGGAAAGGGAAUCAAGUCAACACCUCACACACCAGUGCCUAUGUUCCCCUCAUACUACAUACCUGGGAUGCCCACCAUGGUGCCUAUUGCUCCGCCUUCCCUCAUUGACCCAAACCUGUCCACUGCACCAUCACUGGAAAACAAUGGCUCAGUGUGGAGUGGUUUCCAUCUGCAGCCUGUGUCAGAUGAGAGUUCUCUGAAAGUGCUGCAGUACGUGGAGAAGCAGCUCGCUCAGUUCAACCCAUCACAGACUCUUAGCAGCAGCCGAAACUCCUGCAGUAAGUCUGAGCUGAGUUCCUUACAUGAUGCAGAAACAAAUUUCCAUCAAACCUAUCGACAAGUCCAGAAAAAGGCUUUGCCUGCCAUUCCUGAUCUUGAUGACCUCCAGACUACAGAUUUAUCUCCCAUUCAUGAGCCAGGAUGCACUCAACAACCCCAGCAUAGAAAUCAUGUAGCAGAUGAAAACCCCAGGUGGAACCCUCGCUCAGAGCACUUGCAGAGGAAGGCUUUCCUGGAACGUGGACGGACAGGAUCUUUGGAUGAGCUUGAGGAGUUUACUAUGGCAUUUAUGCAACAAGGACAUCACAAUGAUCUUGGAAACAGGGAGGGUGACUAUAGAGCAAACAAACUGGAAAAGGAGCGCAAGAGGGAGAGAAACCGGGAGCUGGAACGGGAUCGUUACCGAUUUCAUUGUUCAAAGCAUAACUCUCCGAAGGCCAGUCCAGUGAGAUGUCCACCCGGCCCUCCGCUCUUACCUGGAAAAAGACGGGACCCAUGUGACAAUGGUCAACCCCAAAGGAAUACACGAAAGUGGGAUAAGAGCAGAAGAGUUUUCAGUGGUAGAGGGAGCAUGCAGAACUACAGUGAUGCCCUUCUCAACAGCUCAUUAGAACGUAAAGCUAAAGCAGUCAAAAGCUGUUCUUCAAAAGUAGGACAGGCUGAAGAGGACUUAGACACACCUGCCAAAAAUAGCUCCAAAAAGAGUAUUGAAGGUUUCCACAGCAGGUCUCCAUGCAACCAGUCACCUCUUGACUGGAUGGCAGAGGAUAAUGAAGCAUUACCAUCCCACACAGAGAAGGAACAGGAGUGUUCCCGUGGAGCAGAGUCUCGACAACAACCUUUCAGCUACAUAGGCUCUGGUCACGGCUCUAUGCCAAGUGGGCAAGAGGAGCAGAACCGCCCUCGUAAAGUGACAUUUUGUGAUGAACAAAGUGUGCAGUUUGAUUCCGACCUAGGUCUUUCAAUCACGGUUCAAUUUGUACCUCGAUUUGACGACAGAAAAUAAGCUGUAUACAGGUAAAAAAAAAUGUCAAAUUAAACACAUCUCUGCAUGCUUCUUAAUUCCUCCCCAAAAUGUAUUUGGAGCACAGCUUAAACUGUAUAUAAACUCCUAACCCAACUAAUGUUACAGUGGUUCAAGAAAGCACUAGUUUGAAGCUAUAAAACCUCUAUGUUAGAAAUGUUAUGAGUAUGAAGCUAAAGUGCUCCAUUUAUGUGUAUAAAUACCAAAGACUAUAUAACACCCAAGAUGUGUCACUCGUAUAGUUUUGAAUGGGGAAAAAUGUAACACUCUAUAAACCCUUUUUCUGUUAGUAAACAUUGUGACAUUUUUCUGUUGGCAGAGCUAAGGUGGUGGCAGAAAAAGCCCCCUGAUCGCACUAACACUAGCUAUGAAUAACAGGAGAAAUUCAGAUUUUAUCUGCAUACUGUAUGUAAGGCCACUUACUGUCCAGGACUGCAAUUGUUAUUUGAAAAGGUUAACUAUAAUGAACGAAACCAGAUUGGCCGACCCACACACGCUUUUACUCAAAGGAUAGACAAUCUGACAGGAUUUCCUUCGGUUGACUGACUCACAUCUAAAGAGUAUUGCAAAGACAAACUCACAGAGUCUAUCUAGUCAUGAAAAUGUAUAUAUUUAAAUUUCAGCAGGCAACUAUUUUUACAGCUACUUUAUUAUUCCAGCCACAAUUGCUCACAAUGUAUAUACCACAGCUGUUGGUUUGUUUGUUUGUUGGUUUUUUUGUUGAUGUUUUUUGGUCUUUUAGUGGCAGCAGCAUUCAAAUUUCAAUAUUUAAAAAUUCAGACUUUUUCUCGCAAUUCCGAGAUUAUAUCUCACAAUUCUGAUAUGAAAAAUCAACUAGCCAUUAUCUCUGAUAAUGCCUAUAUCCCACACGUCUGAGCAAAUAUUUGAUAUUUGAGCAAAAGUAACAAUUAUGACACAGUUGUUAUCAGAUUUCUUUGAUUUCAAAUAAUACAUUUAAUAAAGUUUAGUGAACAGUUUUGUAUAAUUUUUUUUCUCCAUUAAAUGAGAUAGGAGUUGCUUUUGCACGCCCGAGAGGCGAUUCACAGAUGGCCGCCGAGUGACAUGACUUGUCUUAAAAGGACUUUGAUCAAUACAGAUGGAAAACUUAUUCAGUAUAGCUUGGAGAAUAGAGUAGCUUUUCAAGUUUUGACUUUAUUUCAUUUUAUUUUUUGUUUGUAGCAUACAUGUCUGGUCCUAAUAAUUCCAAAAUAAUCACUGACAGCGCUUCACCUGCCACUCUCACUGCUACACAAGAUUAAUCUACUCAAACAAAGCUGGCUUGGCUUGCUCAUUCUGCUCACUCUUCUUUCCUUUCUUUGAACAGAGCACUCUUCUGAGCAGAGACUCGCUUGUAGUUUGAUGUCUCAGAAACAUAAUGGGGAAGUCACCACGCUUGCAAAAACUCCACCGCCAACACACACUGAUCCAGUGGAGCACUAGCGCUCUGGAAGGCAGGUUUGUGAGGUCUGGACAUGAGUGUUGAAAUAUAACCUACCCCUUUGGCUCAUAGCUUUGACAUUGAGCUUGGAUAAAAUAUAGAGUAUUCAUUCAUGAGGCUCACUGGACAAGAGACUUUUCCUGACAGUUUAAUGGAUUUGUAUUUGAUGAAAACAUUUGCCACACAGUGGAAUGAUGAAGUUUACAUGGAGCAUUAUUGGAUGUUAUAUAUAGCAUAACUACUAGCAUGGUUGCCCUAUCAACACCAGCUUUACUUCCCAGACAGCAAGCAGUUUCGGCCUAGAUCUGGCCCACAUUUGGCCCGCAUGGAUUUCAUGCAGGCCAGAUGUGGGCCGGUUCUGGGCCGAAACUGCUUGCUGUAUUUUCAUCUAUAUGCAUAUAAUUUUAAAGUGCUUCAUAUGAAUGGAUUUUUAAAUUUGCUAAAUUGUUACAUUCUGACAACCUAUAUGAAUAAACAUUCAUAAAAAAACAAGACACUUGGUAACUGCUGUGCUAGCUAACUGUGCUUUUGCACAUGUUUGCACAUAAUAUGAAUAUUAUUGCAGAUCUUGUUACAAACUCAUGCUUUUAUUAGUAUGUAAGAUACAGACAAUUUAUUUUUCAAAGUAACAAAUUAUAAUAUUGUGUGUCUUGGGAUGACACUGGUUUCCAUAUGCAAAGCUGAGCAAAGACUUAAAGAUAAAAAAAGAACAAGAUUACAGGGAGUCGGUUCCAGUGGUUUGUUAUUAAUUAUCAACCAAUCUCAUCAUAUUAGAUAAACAAGAAAAGAUUUUCAUUGAAUUACUGUUGGUUGUGAGUUCAUUGAAGCACACAUCUGGAUCAUGUAGUUGAAGAUUUCUGACAAAAAAAAGUACAAUGUGGAGCUGUCUCCAUUGAAACACUUCAGUAUUAGUACUGAAUACCAGCCUCACAUAUAAUCAUUUAUCUUGUAAAGGCUCAGUCAUUGUUAUCCGUGGUACCUUAAGUUAGUGUUAAUAGUAACAGUGUGACGUAUAUGUACUGGAGACAAGUGGACACUGCACACGCCAGCGGUGACAUCAUGGGACGAUGUGCUCAUCAUUCUGGUGUUGGUUCUGUUGGCGAUCAGGCUCUCAGACCGACAUCGCUGUGUCAGAUGUCAGUCUUCACCUGCAGUGCUUUAACUAGUUACAAGUCUUUUUUUAUCUUUAAAUUGAUGUUUAUAUAUGGUAGCUGUAUCAAGCAAAGUGCUUUUGUCCAAAUGCUUAAGGAAGUUAUCGAUAUAAUUAAAAUUUUGCCAUGAGGACUAAAAUUCAUGGUAAUACAACUGUUUACAUUUUUCACAUUUACUGCCUUAUGGAAUAUGUACAGUGCCCUCCCUAAGUAUUGGAACAGUAAAUACAAAAUAGCUUUCUCUGGUGUGCAGUUAAGACAUUUGCAAAUAUGAUUAAAAGAUGAAUAUGCUACAAAACUACAGAAUGUCACAUUUUAUUAUAAAGUCUUACGACACACAUUUUACCAAAUUAAAAGGACAGCACUUUUAGAGUUCAUCCCACUAUUUGAUGUGAGCAUAAGUAUUGGAACAGCUGAAUUCAAGGCAUAUGUAAAUGAUUCAAAGCUAAUAUUUUGUUCCAGAUCCCUCACAUGCAAUCAGAGCAGUGAGUCUGCAACCCAUAGACAUCACCAGACUCAUGGUCUUAUGCUUUUCUCCAGCCUUUAAUGCAGCCAAUUCCAACUGUUAAUUGUUUGGGGGAGUUUC